Messenger RNA from Dioscorea cayenensis subsp. rotundata (Guinea yam), 1221 nucleotides. RefSeq lists its product as uncharacterized. The record is from RefSeq and is a predicted model, not a curated record. The transcript has a single exon. The coding region runs from base 1 to 1221 and encodes 406 amino acids. Lineage: Eukaryota; Viridiplantae; Streptophyta; Magnoliopsida; Dioscoreales; Dioscoreaceae. Gene Ontology annotation, molecular function: protein binding.
AUGAACCUCCCAAACGAUUGUCUGAUGGAGAUUCUUUCAUGGCUUCCGGCCAAAAAAACAAUAAUUUUAAAGACUGUGAACAAGAACUUCUUUCACUUAAUAUCCAAUUCUUUCUUCAACGCUUUACAAGCGAGACAUGUUAAGAGUACCAACGCCGGCAUCUUGAUGAACAGGCACGGUUGGCGUUACAUAAGUGAAGUUCUUUUCUUUGAUCAGGCAUCCAAUGUCCCACCAGAUUCUAUGAAGAUUUUGAGCAGGAAAAUGCAGAAUCUUUUGGGCUCAUUUAAUGGAUUAAUCUUUUUUGAGGGGAAUGAUUAUCGUUUGUAUGUGUUUAAUCCUGUGACAAAAACUAUUGCGGAGAUACCUUCUCCCCCAAACGUUCAACUGCAUAUAAAUGCCACACUCUUCUCCCGGGCCAUGUGUGUGAGCUCUGACAAUGGUGAAGAAUUUGAGAUGAUAUUCAUAGCCAGAAAAAAGAAUCUUGUUACAAAACCCCAUCUGGAGGAGGAGGAGGAGGAGCCCUUCUACUUCACGUUUGAGUGCAUGUCUUACUCAUCUAAAUACAUGUCCUGGGAGUAUAUUGCUGAGAUUGAUCUUGGUGAGAGGAAUAUAAUUGCUGAAGAUCCGGUGUUUGUGAAUGGGUAUAUCUAUUUUCUUUCUACUACAGCAGCAACUGAUACAACUAGCGUCCAUCCCUACAUUCUUGCCUUUCAUGUUGAUAAGAGGAAGUCAGAGUUUGUGCCUUUGCCAGAACAAGUGCAAAAAUUGGAUGGUGAUAGUUAUGAGGUAAGAAUUGCACCAUCUAGCAAUAAUAAUACUGAUGGACAGUUGUGUUUAAUUCAAUAUAUUAAGAAAGAGCGGGUGGUGGUAUGGGUGAUGAUGUGUCAUUCUUCGGCAUCAUCAUCAUCAUCAUCAUCGUCAUCAUUAUCAUCACAAGGCUUUUGGAGGAAAGUCCAUGAGGUUGAUAUAAUCACAUUGGGACUAGGUGAGGUUGAUAUUAUGACAUUGAGAUUUGGUGAGGACCGAGACAAGGAGAUAGGUAACUACAUAUUGAUCGAUGGCAAGCUUCUUGUGUUUUCGGUUUCAAUGUAUAUAUAUACUUAUGAUUUUGUUGAAGGAUCUUUGAACAAAGUUGGAAAACAUAAACAAGGCGAGCGUCCGCGACUUAAUCCAUAUGCCAAUACUUUACAUUCAUGUGGGAAAUUUGAGCAACAAAUUUAA